Messenger RNA from Pyricularia grisea, 3780 nucleotides. RefSeq lists its product as uncharacterized. The coding region runs from base 1003 to 3192 and encodes 729 amino acids. The record is from RefSeq and is a predicted model, not a curated record. The transcript is spliced from 2 exons. NCBI's taxonomy places the organism in Eukaryota, Fungi, Ascomycota, Sordariomycetes, Magnaporthales, Pyriculariaceae.
CUCUUAUUCUUUUCGCCCUGGUCAUCAGUUGACUCUAUUCCCGAUGGUCCAGGGCCCAAUUUUCCGCCUUCCGUCUGCACUCUGCCCAAAACAAAUCGAAAAAAAAAUUAACCAUUUUACAUUUUUUUUUUUUUCUCAAAACGCAGCUAUCCCCAUCAUUUUCCUUCCCACCCAACCGCCACUAAUCUCUCUCUUUCUCCCACCAUUUUUUUCCACCACCACAGCGCCAUUUGGCAGCACUCAUUUUUCUAUUUUCCAUCAACAGCAUCGCGACGCCCAUCUUGAGCAUUACGAAACUGGUAUCAUUCGACGCAGAAAAGUCGUCUGCGUCAUUUUCCGCCAUUGAACCGUUACCGAUUGCCCUGUUGGACUCUUGAUCACGAUUUGGAAGUUGGGUCGAUCGGGUUUUUUUUGGCAUCUGCUUUACGAUCGGGCGUGAGGAUAUUCGCAACUCUCCAAGGUUCCACUUUGGGAAUUGCCUGCACGCACGCCUGCAACUGCAGUUCGACCACGCUAGGAUCCACCACCACACAAAGUCUACCCGACUAAGGUCACGUUACCCAGUCCACCAUUGCAUCAGUACUCGGCCGGUAGGCAGCUGCCGCCACUUGCAAGUUGGAGAUUCCGUCACCAACCGAUCGGCCGUCACGGGAAAAAACCGACUAAUUAACCAACUGACCGGCCAAUUGUCUGAACAAGCAUAUACCCACUGAUAACAUUAUUGGGUUGAUUCGGUCGCCAAAAAACACAUCACUUUCUAUUAAUUUACUUAUAAAUGGACCUAUCGUUCGUUUUAGAUUGCAAGUGACGCCAUCUGGACAACUUGGAAAGUAUUUACGCCAACUUGAACUUGUGCAUCACUUUGUUGUCAACAAGUCUCAUAACGCCACUGCGGAGAUAUCAACCCAAAGCAUCUUGCGCCUCUGAGAGCAAUUCUACUCGAGUUGCGACGUGGGAGGGGGAACGUGGUGGUUAGAAGCAGGGAAGUGGCGCCGGGAAAGUAUGGCCCAGUACAGCUCGUCGCCAUCUCUGUCGUCACCACCUUCAGGUUCAAUAUCAGAUCCCGGCUCACCGUCCCGUCUUAUUCAGGGACGCGCCAAUAUAGCGAUGGGCGACGAAAUCGUUGUCGACACUGAGGCCAGGUUCCGCCUUGACUUGGGACAUCCGUCAGCACCUCAGGACAAUGUGCCCUUGACGGCAGCUGGCGUUCCGCGGAAGAAGCCAGGCCGCAAGCCUGGAGCGGCAGCGGCAGCAAAGAAGGCUGCUGCCGCCGAGGAUGGAUCGGCUGCAAGCACGGAUGCCCCCGCUAAGCAGCGGAGGCCGCGCAAGCCCAAGGACCCCAGCGCACCUCCUGUUCAGCGUAAACGGAAACAGCCCCCGACCGAACUCGAUGGUGCUCCCGACAAGAGGAGCUCUUCCGUCGGUCUGGACUCUCGCCAGCCAAAGAUCACCGACCUUACGAAUCUUCGCAUGGACCUUGAUUCGCCCUCGCGAAGUCAACAGCCCGCUCCGCCCCCAGCUCCGCCCAAGGCCCCGGCUCGCAGCUCCAUGCACAGUCUACUCAACCACGAUGACCCGCCAUCACCGCAGCGCUCGCCGCCGCCAGUUAGAAACAGUGGCCAGAGCUACGACCCUGUGCGUUCUUCCAACUACGACCCUGUCAGGGAGACCAUGGUGACUCGCGACCCUUGGGGCACCGGCUCCCUCGGCUCACCUCGCGCACCUACCCAAAUGCAAAAUCGGGCCAGUGCAUCACCCUCGAUUACCAGCCUCAUCGACCCAGUUCCUUCCUCCUCCGCAGCUGCGCCGCUAAGAUCUCCGUUGCUGCCGUCCAAGAAAGUGUAUGGCAAUUACCCCGAGUCGAUAUCAGCCCCCACUUCACCGUCGAAUGAGAUGAAGGCACCGACCGUGCCCGCUCCAUCUACCUCCAAGCCGACUCCUGCACCUACUGCUUCGCCAGAGGCGCCAGCCUCAGCAUCGAAGGCGUCUAAGAAGGAGUUGGUAGCUUCAGAGGUCACUAAGCCAGCCAAGAGGCAGUCAACGGGGGGUAAGGCCAAAGAUUCCACGCCAUCUACCAAGGCAUCGACAACCAAGUCAGCUAGGACAUCAUUGGCAAAGGCAACACCCAAAGCUUCGUCGGCAAAAGCAUCGGCAGAAGUCUCUGAGAGCUGUGCCUCGGUUUCCUCCCCAGAAGAGGCAGCUCCGCCAGCACCUACGUCUGCACCUAGCAAGAAAGUAACGUCGGUAGCCCUCCAAGAGCGUAAGCAGCAGAAGGUUGCGAGCGCGGCAUCGUCACCAAGGAUAUCUGCACCGGUCAAGAUGCCUCCGGUCCCAGAUUUCCCAGAUGAGGACAGCGAACGAUCGAUUCUUGACUUUGGGAAAGUUAACCCUGCCGACAAGAAGGCAGCGCCAUCGAUUGUACUUUCCAUACCUCUGCGCGGGGAGUCGAACAAGUAUGUCAACUUUAUGCGCAUGGCAGAGGACAAGUACGGCUGGGAUGCUCUGCAUCCUCGUGAGGCCGCCCACCGCGACCGCAAGGCUCGCAUAGCUGCUGCUGCCUCUGCACUCGAGAAGAAUGUUUCCGGUCGUGAGACGGGCGAUGAGGAGACGGACAAAGAAUCGGAUGGCGACAACAGCGACGCCGAGAACAAAGGCGGCAACGGCGCCGCCAGUGCUGGGGAAGCUGGUGCCGACGCAGCUAGCGGAGCUGAUGGCGCGCCGAUGAAGAAGCAGCGCAGGAAACGCAACUGGAGGGAGGACGAGUACGACAAGGAGGACGACUUCGUUGACGACUCGGAGAUGCUGUGGGAGGAACAAGCCGCGGCUAGCAAGGAUGGUUUCUUUGUCUACUCGGGCCCGCUCAUCCCUGAAGUGGAGAAACCAGCACCAGGAUCCGAGGGACCUGCUAAGCGCGGGCGUGGAGGUGGACGAGGCAGUCGGGGUGGUGGGCGUGGUGGCACGACGCGUGGAACCACGACGACUGGAAGAGGACGUGGUGGGGGUCCAGGCUCUCGAGGCGGUCAGAUUCGCAAGCCACGCGCUACCAAGGCCGAAAAGGAGCAGGCAGAGCGAGAAAAGGCCGAGAAGCUGGCCCAAGACGGUUCGACCAAGACAGCAAACGGCUCUCUCGGUGAUGACCUCAACCCAGCAGGCACCAACCCACAGUUCUCGGGAAUGGUCAUUGACCUCUGAGAAAAUAAUAAUAUCUCCUGGAAAAAGUGCGAACAAUCAAGUGCCAAACUUGUACGGCUCGCCUUUGCGGUUAUUUCUUAAUUACCUCAAUACCCCUGUUUAUUUAACUACUCGUCUGUGGGGGUCUGGCUGGAUGCUUUCAAGUCUCCGGGGGUUUUUGGUUGAGAGAACCCCGUUGUGUUGUCUGCGAUCGAAGGCGUUAUUGGAGCUUUGCUGGUUACGUCUACACGACUUGUGUCCUACUAUUUUGAUUUGGUGUGGGAAACAUAUUUCAUCUCAGUUGCCAUCCCUUAAUGGCUUACCCGGGUUAUUUCAUCUGAUUUACUAGUACCAGACAAGCGGGCUUUUACUUCUCUUGUGUUUUUAUUUUUUUUAUCGGGUAAUUACCAGUAGAGGGUUAUGUGAAGCUGCAUGAUGAAUAGUCAGUGGGUUAUGUACAUGGAGAGAAAGCAAUACCCCCCAAAAAAAGAGAUAUGGGCGCAGAGUAUACGGAAAACUUGGGAUGCAGGCGCACUGGAAGGAACAAAUAAGGACAACAGGGGCAGACAGGCGCAAAGGUUACAAUAUUAUUAAAUACAGUGGCUCUAU